CCGGCAGUGGGCUGGGGCGGAGGGCGGGCCCGGCCCCUCAGUUCCGAGUCGCGGGUGGCGGCCGUAGAGACGAUGAGAAGAGCGAUUUAGACCUUGGCCUGCGGAGGGCCCCUCCCUCCGGCGCGGAAUGCAAUGUUAAUUCUGGGGCACUGAUGCCUUACAAUGCCUGAUCAAGACAAAAAGGUGAAGACCACAGACAAAUCAGCCGAUAAAAAACAGCAAGGAAUCACUACCAGGGAUUAUUCAGAUCUUAAAAGACUUCGUUGCCUUUUGAACGUUCAAUCAAGCAAGCAACAGCUUCCAGCCAUCAACUUUGAUAGUGCCCAAGAGAGCAUGACGAAGUCUGAGCCCGCCAUCAAGGUGGGUGAACACAGACCUCGAGGUCAGUGGCAUGAGUCUACUGAGGCUGUGGAACUGGAAAAUUUCAGUAUAAACUACAAGAAUGAGAGAAAUUUCAGCAAACACCCUCAGCAUAAACUAUUCCAGGAGAUUUUUACGGCUUUGGUGAAAAAUAGACUCAUAUGCAGAGAGUGGGUGAAUCGGGCCCCGUCUAUUCAUUUUCUGAGGGUGUUAAUCUGCCUGAGACUGCUCAUGAGGGAUCCGUGUUACCAGGAAAUACUCCAUAGCUUGGGUGGAAUUGAAAACCUAGCUCAGUACAUGGAGAUCGUGGCCAAUGAAUACCUGGGCUAUGGAGAGGAGCAGCACAGUGUGGACAAGCUGGUGAAUAUGACAUAUAUUUUCCAAAAACUUGCGGCUGUCAAAGACCAGAGAGAAUGGGUCACCACAAGCGGGGCCCACAAGACAUUAGUAAAUUUACUUGGCGCCCGAGAUACUAAUGUCCUGCUGGGCACUCUUCUGGCUCUGGCUAGUUUAGCUGAAAGCCCAGAAUGCAGGGAGAAGAUAAGUGAACUCAACAUUGUGGAAAAUCUGCUGAUGAUUUUACAUGAAUAUGAUUUACUUUCCAAAAGGCUGACUGCAGAGUUGCUGCGCCUACUUUGUGCUGAGCCCCAAGUAAAAGAGCAGGUGAAGCUCUACGAGGGCAUCCCCGUGCUGCUCAGUCUCCUCCAUUCGGAUCACCUGAAGCUGCUCUGGAGUGUCGUCUGGAUUCUGGUUCAGGUUUGUGAGGACCCUGAGACCAGCGUGGAAAUUCGCAUUUGGGGAGGCAUCAAACAGCUUCUUCAUAUUUUACGAGGUGAUAGAAAUUUCGUUUCUGACCGUUCUUCCAUCGGAAGCCUGUCCAGUGCAAAUGCAGCAGGCCGAAUCCAGCAGCUUCAUUUGUCAGAAGAUUUAAGCCCUCGAGAAAUACAAGAAAAUACUUUCUCUCUUCAAGCAGCCUGCUGUGCUGCUCUCACGGAACUGGCUCUCAAUGACACCAAUGCCCACCAGGUGGUUCAGGAAAAUGGUGUAUAUACAAUAGCAAAAUUAAUUUUGCCAAGCAAACAAAAGAAUGCAGCAAAAACUAAUCUCUUACAGUGUUACGCUUUCAGAGCUUUGAGGUUCCUCUUCAGUAUGGAAAGAAACAGACCACUCUUUAAAAGGCUUUUCCCUACCGACCUGUUUGAGAUCUUCAUUGACAUAGGACACUAUGUUCGGGACAUCAGUGCUUACCAAGAAUUGGUAUCAAAAUUGAAUUUACUAGUGGAGGAUGAACUAAAGCAAAUUGCAGAAAAUAUUGAAAGCAUUAAUCAGAAUAAAGCGCCUUCAAAAUACAUAGGCAACUAUGCAAUUUUGGACCAUCUGGGAAGUGGAGCAUUUGGCUGUGUUUACAAGGUUAGAAAACGUAGUGGUCAAAAUCUUUUAGCAAUGAAAGAGGUUAAUUUACACAAUCCAGCGUUUGGGAAGGAUAAAAAAGAUCGAGACAGCAGUGUGAAGAAUAUUGUUUCUGAAUUAACCAUAAUUAAAGAGCAGCUUUAUCAUCCCAACAUUGUACGAUAUUAUAAAACUUUCCUGGAAAACGACAGACUAUAUAUAGUCAUGGAGCUUAUAGAGGGGGCACCUCUUGGGGAGCAUUUCAGUUCUCUGAAGGAAAAGCAACACCAUUUUACUGAAGAAAGACUAUGGAAAAUAUUUAUACAGCUGUGCUUAGCUCUCCGGUACUUACACAAGGAGAAGAGGAUUGUUCAUCGAGAUCUGACGCCAAACAAUAUUAUGUUGGGGGAUAAGGACAAAGUGACAGUGACGGACUUUGGCCUGGCAAAACAAAAACAAGAGAACAGUAAACUCACGUCUGUUGUUGGAACAAUCCUGUAUUCCUGCCCUGAGGUCCUAAAGAGCGAGCCGUAUGGAGAAAAGGCUGAUGUGUGGGCAGCAGGCUGCAUCCUUUAUCAGAUGGCGACUUUGAAUCCUCCCUUCUACAGCACCAACAUGCUCUCCUUGGCUACAAAAAUAGUGGAGGCAGUCUAUGAUCCAGUGCCAGAAGGCAUUUACUCUGAAAAAGUGAUAGAUACCAUCCACAGGUGCCUCACUCCUGAUGCAGAAGCCCGGCCAGAUAUUGUCGAAGUCAGCUCGAUGAUAUCAGAUGUAAUGAUGAAGUAUUUAGACAGCUUGUCUACGUCACAGCUGACCUUGGAGAAGAAGCUGGAAAGGGAGCGGAGGCGCACGCAGAGGUAUUUCAUGGAAGCCAACCGCAAUGCUGUCACAUGUCACCAUGAGCUGGCUCUGCUCUCUCACGAAACCUUUGAGAAGGCAAGCCUGAGUAGCAGCAGCAGUGGGGCCGCUAGCCUGAAAAGUGAACUAUCAGAAAGUGCAGACCUGCCCCCUGAAGGCUUCCAGGCUCCCUGCGGCAAGGAUGAAGACAGGGCCUGUGAUGAAAUCUUGUCAGAUGAUAACUUCAACCUGGAAAAUAUUGAGAAAGAUAUCUAUUCAGAGCUAGAAGAUGAGUUGGACAUUUCAGAUAACUGCAGCAGCUCCAGUUCCAGCCCUCUGAAAGAAUCUACAUUCAGCAUUUUAAAAAGAAGUUUUAGUGCUUCAGGAGGAGAAAGACAAUCUCAAGCAAGGGACUUCACUGGUGGUAUAGGAUCAAGACCAAGACCAGCUUUGCUGCCUCUUGACCUGCUUCUGAAAGUGCCACCCCUCAUGCUCAGGGCCCACGUUAAGGAGCUAGAGACCGAGUUAGUGACGGGGUGGCAGUCCCAUAGCCUUCCCGCUGUGAUUCUUCGCGAUCUCAAAGAUCAUGGGCCACAGAUGAGCACAUUCUUGUGGCAAGCAUCUGCGGGGAUCGCUGUGUCCCAGAGGAAAGUGCGUCAGAUCAGUGAUCCUAUUCAGCAGAUCUUAAUUCAGCUCCACAAAAUCAUCUACAUCACGCAGCUUCCUCCAGCUUUGCACCACAAUUUGAAAAGGAGGGUCAUAGAGAGAUUCAAGAAAUCCCUCUUCAGUCAGCAGAGUAACCCUUGCAAUUUGAAAUCUGAAAUUAAAAAGUUAUCACAAGGAUCUCCAGAACCUAUUGAGCCCAACUUUUUCACCACGGAUUAUCAUUUGCUGCGUCAUUCAUCUGGUGGGAACAGCCUGUCCCCAAAUGACCCCACAGGUCUAGCCACCAGCUUUGAUUUGGAGGAAGGGAUAACAUAUGAACAGAUGCAGACUGUGAUUGAAGAAGUCCUAGAAGAAAGUGGUUAUUAUAAUUUUACAUCAAACAGGUAUCACUCUUAUCCCUGGGGCACCAAGACUCACCCAACCAAAAGAUGAAAAAGCUGCAUUUGGAAUGAGAUGGUUUUCCCAGUUCAAGUUCAAGUUCUGGACCUCAGCCAGUUAUGGCCAAGAAUUGGGCGCUGCUGCUAGAAGACUGUAGAAGAGAAAAGACCAAGAUGCCAUGUUGCCUACUGGGCCUCUUUCUGGAGGUCUGGCGCUGAGCUCUGUGACAACUUGCAUUGCUUGCAGGU
Molecule: messenger RNA, 3878 nt
Organism: Sorex fumeus (smoky shrew)
Lineage: Eukaryota; Metazoa; Chordata; Mammalia; Eulipotyphla; Soricidae
Gene: NEK10
Product: NIMA related kinase 10
Exons: 38
Coding region: 163-3684 (1173 amino acids)
Biological process (GO): protein phosphorylation
Molecular function (GO): protein serine/threonine kinase activity; ATP binding
Source: RefSeq, a predicted model, not a curated record